Closterium sp. Naga37s-1 is the source of this 2037-nucleotide messenger RNA. NCBI's taxonomy places the organism in Eukaryota, Viridiplantae, Streptophyta, Zygnematophyceae, Desmidiales, Closteriaceae. The record is from the annotation of a GenBank genome assembly.
AUGUCGGGUGCAAUCCUCGCCGCCCUCCACACAGUGCUGCUUCCCGCCUGCCGCGCCUCCCUCGCGCGCACUUCUUUCACUUCCACAAACACUGCCUCAUUGCAGCUCCUGCGCGGUAUUUCGCAUCUGCAAUCCGCGUUCCCGUUCAUCCAGACGCCAUCGCAGCGCGAGCAACAGCCGGUUCCUACGAGUAGUACAAUCCAGGACUCAUUCCGCGCGGCCACUAGUCGGAGCCAUUCGCCCGCCACUCUCACUCAAGCCGUUUUCCAGUUCCAUCGGGCCGUUGCAGCCAUGGCGGGCAUGCGCCCCGCAGCGCACUCGGAGCGCGAGCAGCAGGAGGCGGAGCCGCUGCCGGGGCUGAGGCGCACCGUGUGGGGGCAGCUGGACCUCAAGCCGCGCUUCCCCAAGCUCGAGUCGCACGUGCACGCUGACGUGGCGGUGAUUGGCGGCGGGAUCGCGGGGCUGAGCAUCGCGUACCAGCUACAGCGCAAGGGGAAGUCGACCGUGCUGCUGGAGCGCCGCUGCAUUGGGUCAGGGCAGACGGGGAGGACGACGGCGCACAUAAUGGCGUGGAACGACGACUUCUAUAUGAACCUCGAGAAGAGCUUUGGGCGUGACAACACGGGGCUCGUGGCGGAGUCGCACCGCCAGGCCAUCGCGUGCAUCGAGGACACCGUGGCGCGCGAGCGCAUCGACUGCAAGUUUUCACGCCUCGAUGGGUACCUCUUCCCACACGACUCCAAGCCGUCCACGCUGGAGACGCUCCACCUGGAGUACGAGGCGUGCAAGCGGGCGGGGUUCACGGACGUGUACAUGGCGGAUCUCAACGGCGACCCCGCCCUCGGCUCCGUGCACAAGGCCAUCUGCUUCCCCUCCACCGCCGAGUUCCACCCCCUCAUGUACGCGCCUGCUUGCAUAUCCCUUGUUGGACCACCUUCCCUUCCUUUCUUCCGGCCCGCCCUGCCCGCCCUGCACGUGUGGCUCAAGUAUCUGAACGGGGUGGCGGACGCGUUUGUACGGCACGGGGGGCGCAUCUUCGAGCAGACCGUCGCCUUCCGCAAGGAGGGGUCGGUGACGGGCACGGGGGCGGGGGCGGUGGUGGCGAGCAAGGACGGGCGGGGCGUGGUGCACGCGGGGGCGGUGGUGCUGGCCACCAACUCGCCCAUCAACCACAACCUCCUCGUGCACGCCCGCCAGCCCGCUGACAGGAGUUAUGUUGUGGGCCUCCACCUGCCUAAAGGCUCCGUCAAGUGCGUGUGGGCAUGUGGGCAUGUGGGCGUGUGCUGGGCUGGGAAUGCUGUUACUUCCCCCUACCACUACGUGCGCGUGGAGGAGCAGGAGGGGCGCGACGUGCUCGUGGUGGGCGGCGGCGACCACCCCGUGGGCAUGCCCGCCACCCAGUACCACGACGUGUGGGGCGACCUCGAGCGCUGGGCACGGCCCCGCUGGCCCAUGGCGCAGCAGACGCUCUUCCGCUGGAGUGGCAUGGUGUACGAGCCGGUGGACUUCCUGGGGCUGUACGGCCGCAACCCCAUGGACUCCACUCACACCUACAUUGCCACUGGUGACAGUGGGCAGGGCAUGACGGGCGGCACCAUAGCCGCCAUGAUCAUAUCCGAUCUCAUCUGCCGCCGCCCGAAUCCGUUCGUGGAGAUCUACUCGCCAUCGCGCCUGCCGCCCCUGUCCAAGGAGUCACUGUCACUGGCCGGUUCCGUUGUCAGCCACACCUUUCAGGGGUACAAGGACCGCUUGCCCCUGGUGGGCACGGACGGCGUAGAGAUAGAGGAGCUGGGGCGCGGGUGCGGGGCGGUGGUGCGCAUGGGCGCGGGCAAGGCCGCUGUGUUCCGUGACAAGGACGGCUGCGUGCACGCCUUCUCUGCGACAUGUCCGCACAUGGGAUGUAGCGUGCACUGGAACCCCAACGACACCACGUUUGACUGCCCGUGCCACGGCUCGCAGUUCGACCACCGCGGCCGCUGCAUCAACGGCCCCGCCAAGGCCGACCUCGCUCCACUCGACCCUGCUCAGACGGGGUAG